Molecule: messenger RNA, 537 nt
Organism: Nelumbo nucifera (sacred lotus)
Lineage: Eukaryota; Viridiplantae; Streptophyta; Magnoliopsida; Proteales; Nelumbonaceae
Source: RefSeq, a predicted model, not a curated record
AUGGUCAAUAAGUUUAAAAAAGACAUGAUGAAGACUUUUGAGAUGACCAAUUUUGGCCUAAUGCACUAUUUUCUUGGAAUUGAAAUAACUCAAGAAGAAGAAGGGACCUUCAUCUCACAAAAGAAGUAUAUAGAAACUCUUUUGAAGAAAUUCAAAAUGGAGGAGUGCAAAACAGUCUCUACCCCAUUAGACAACACCAAAGCAAUCAAAAAGGAAGAUGGCUCACCAAAGGCAAAUGAAUCACAAUUUCGGAGUAUGAUUGGAAGUCUCCUCUAUUUAAUUGCUACAAGACCAGACAUCAUGUAUGCAGUUAGUCUGCUAUCAAGAUUCAUGCAGAAUCCAAAUCAAGUCCACCAUGGAGCAGCUAAAAGAAUACUAAGGUAUUUGCAAGGUACAAAGAACUAUGGAAUUUGGUACAGAGUCACACAUGACUCUAAGCUCAUUGGCUAUACAGACAGUGAUUGGGCAGGUUCAGUAGAUGACAUGAAAAGUACAUCUGUUUAUGCUUUCACAAUUGGAUCAGGGAUAUUUUCUUAG